Molecule: messenger RNA, 1137 nt
Organism: Penicillium mononematosum
Lineage: Eukaryota; Fungi; Ascomycota; Eurotiomycetes; Eurotiales; Aspergillaceae
Product: SDR family oxidoreductase
Exons: 1
Coding region: 1-1137 (378 amino acids)
Source: RefSeq, a predicted model, not a curated record
AUGGAGCAGACAUCCCCAAAAGGAGGGCCUUCCUCUCCAGCACCACGCGAACCAAAACUCCAUCUCCCUUCAACAACCGAUCCACCGGGCCCCCAGAAUCCCGCCAAACCCCUCGUAUGGCUGGUAUACAACCCCUCCCGCACAAAAACCACCAACACACUUAACACAUCUCAGAUCUUCGGCGCAACCGGCCACAUGGGCCGCUCCUUAGUAAAAACCGCCCUCACAAACAAUGACCUAGUAGCAGCCGUCGGACGGACAUACGAGAACAGCCCCGCAGCAAUGAAAGAGCUCGAAUCCGCCAACUGCAUCGGACUCCUCUGCGACGUACGAGCACGCGAGACCGUAAAACGCGUGAUAGACCAGACAAUCGCGCACUUCGGCCGAAUCGACAUAAUCGCAAACUGCUCCGGCUACGGCGUCAUCGGCGCCUGCGAAGACCAAGAUGAAUUCGACAUCCGCAACCAAUUCGAAACAAACUUCACAGGAACCCUGAACAUGAUCCAGCUGUCGCUGCCGCAUUUCCGCCAGCGUCGCGCGGGCAGAUAUCUCAUUUUCAGCUCGACGUCUGGUGCUCUCGGCGUGCCCGGGCUUGGACCUUACUGCGCCUCUAAAUACGCUGUCGAGGGCUUGAUGGAGAGUAUGCUGUAUGAGGUGGAUAGUUUUAAUAUUAAGGGUACGCUUGUUGAACCGGGUCAUAUGCGUCGGGACGAUAUUGGGGAUUUGGUUUCUUCGUCUGCGCUUGCUCCGAACCCCUCUGAACAUCAGCUUUCGUCGCCUUUGCCGCUGUACGGUCAUUUCUUGGUUAAGCCGCCCAGUGAGCCGUAUAAUACGACUACGUCGCCGGCGGCGCAUGCGCGUCGGAUGCUCAUGUGGUUGGGUGAUAAGCAGCCUGCUAGUGCGGUUAAGGCGGCGCAUUUGGUCUGGCAGCUUGGGCAUUGCUCUUACCCGCCUCUGAGGCUGAUUCUGGGUACGUAUGCUGUUGAGAGUGUACGGGAUCGGUUGAAGUGUAUUAUUGAGGAGAUUGAAGAUUGGAAGUAUCUCAGUUUUCCGACGGGUGAGACGCAGGCGGCUGGAGGACGUGAGAGAUCUUCUGCCCAGGAGGGGGGUGAAGGGAAUGAAUUGGGCAACGGAUGA